AUACAGAACACAGAAUAGGAAACAACCAGGAUAAAAUAUCCCGUCAAUUCCCUUUAUAUUGAUUAAUAAACAGAAACAAAAACUUCAUUGUCUUAGCCUUACAAUGAUAAAAUGUAGAUAUGGAUGCUGAUAGACUUAGUUUAUAAUGCCGUACCUUUUUGGUGUCUAUUGGUACUACUCGAUCUGAAAAAUAUGUCUGCGCAAAAAUGUUGAAAGAAGGAUAACCUAUGUUAUCCUUCGGGGCAAGAGGUUACCGAAUGUAACUAAUCACCUUUAAAUGUCCUUUCCCCUGAGUAUUGCAUUAAGUUAAUUAAAAGAAAAAUUUCCAGAUAUCUCAAUUUGAAACCAUGUCUCAAAACGUUUUGGUCAUAGGUAUAUGCGGAGUAACAUGUGGAGGGAAGACAACAAUAUCAAAUAAACUGAACAAAAUAUUGCCCUUUAGUACGAUAGUUUCGCAGGACGAUUACUUCCUUGAUGUUGAUGAUCCUAGACACACCUGGAUAGAAAGCUUGAACCACAUAAAUUUUGAUAUUCUUAGUAGCCUGGAUAUGGAUAGAAUGAAUUUGGAUGUUGAAAAUUUACUUAAAGGGAAAACAGUAGUAAAAGCUCAGGGGGUGAAAUCCAAUUUGAAUAUAACACUGGAUUCAGAUUUGUACAAGAUGACUUACAAUAAAUUAAAGGAAACAAACACAGAGAUUGUCAUAAUAGAAGGUUUCUCAAUCUUCAAUUUUAAACCAUUGUUAGAUAAGUUUAGUUUGAAAUAUUACUGUUUACUAACAAAAGAAGAAUGCUUGAAACGAAGAAGUCAAAGAGUGUAUGAUCCACCUGAUUGUCCCGGAUAUUUUGAAGAAUGUGUUUGGCCAGAGCAUUUAUCUCAGCUCAAGGAAGUUAGAGAACAAAUAAAAGAUGUGACUUACUUUGAUGAACAUACAGAAGAUCCUUGUGCAUACAUUUUACAGGAUAUUUUAAAUUAUUUGCAUUUAUAGAUCGGUAUUGUAUGAAAAAUUCCAUGUUUAAAUCUCUGUAGGAAGAAUUUGCACAAAUGUAGAAAGUUUAAAUGUAUAAAUGUAGAAUAUUUUAUAAAUAGUUUUUGUAUAUAGCACAAUGGAUAUUUUGUACAAAAAAUAAUAAGAAUAAGAAUAAAAAAUAUUUAUUAUCAA
This is a messenger RNA of Aethina tumida (small hive beetle), 1160 nucleotides long. Its product is annotated as nicotinamide riboside kinase 1. The transcript has a single exon. NCBI's taxonomy places the organism in Eukaryota, Metazoa, Arthropoda, Insecta, Coleoptera, Nitidulidae. Gene Ontology annotation, cellular component: cytoplasm. The coding region runs from base 348 to 986 and encodes 212 amino acids. The record is from RefSeq and is a predicted model, not a curated record.